Molecule: messenger RNA, 2593 nt
Organism: Thlaspi arvense
Lineage: Eukaryota; Viridiplantae; Streptophyta; Magnoliopsida; Brassicales; Brassicaceae
Source: the annotation of a GenBank genome assembly
UAAAAGGAUGAAGGAAGCAAAGUAGUAGGGAAAAAAAAUGUUGUUGAAAAAAACAAAGCAAAGCGAAAAAUAAUAUUAAAAAAUAAUCCGAAAUUUCGUUUUUCCGGAAAUCGAAUUCGGGAAACCGAGUAACUCUGGUAGCCACAGAUCAGUUCCUCGAUUUUGACCAGAUCUGAUUGUUAUCGUGCCUUGGCGUUGAAGAAUCCGCCGUUCUUCCGAUCCAUUUUGGAAAGAAUUUUGUUCUGAUCGCGAGAAGAGAGAAUUUUACCUACACCCGAUUUGAGGCGGGUCUUGUUUUUGUUUUUUUGGAAGGGGAAAGACGAUUUAGGUCGUCGGAGAUUUGGAUUUUGGCUCGGAGAAGGUUGAUUUUCGGUUUCAUUUCUGAAUUUCAUCUGACAUGUCAGACGCUCUUUCUGCGAUUCCGGCCGCUGUUCAUCGCAAUCUCUCCGAUAAACUAUACGAGAAGCGGAAAAAUGCUGCGCUUGAGCUGGAGAAUGCUGUGAAGAAUCUAACUUCUGCGGGUGACCAUGACAAGAUCUCGAAAGUUAUUGAGAUGUUGAUUAAGGAGUUUGCCAAAUCCCCUCAAGCAAAUCAUCGGAAGGGUGGACUUAUUGGACUAGCUGCUGUUACAGUUGGUUUGUCUUCAGAAGCUGCUCAAUAUCUUGAGCAAAUAGUGCCACCUGUGAUUAACUCCUUUUCUGAUCAAGAUAGCCGAGUUCGGUACUAUGCAUGUGAAGCUCUCUAUAACAUUGCAAAGGUUGUGAGAGGCGAGUUCAUUUUUUUCUUCAAUCAGAUUUUUGAUGCUCUAUGCAAACUCUCAGCAGAUUCUGAUGCUAAUGUCCAAAGUGCUGCUCAUCUCUUAGAUCGCCUUGUUAAGGAUAUUGUGACGGAGAGUGAUCAGUUCAGUAUUGAGGAAUUCAUACCCCUGUUAAAAGAACGCAUGAACGUUUUGAACCCGUAUGUGCGACAAUUUCUGGUAGGAUGGAUCACUGUUCUUGACAGUGUUCCAGACAUUGAUAUGCUUGGGUUUCUGCCGGAUUUUCUUGAUGGGUUAUUCAAUAUGUUGAGCGACUCUAGUCAUGAAAUACGACAGCAGGCUGAUUCAGCUCUUUCAGAGUUUCUUCAAGAGAUACAAAAUUCACCAUCUGUAGAUUAUGGUCGCAUGGCUGAAAUACUGGUGCAGAGGGCUUCUUCUCCUGAUGAAUUCACUCGGUUAACAGCCAUCACGUGGAUAAACGAGUUUGUAAAACUCGGGGGUGACCAGCUCGUGCGGUACUAUGCUGAUAUUCUUGGAGCUAUCUUGCCUUGCAUAUCUGACAAAGAAGAAAAAAUCAGGGUGGUAAGUUUGGUUCCUCCUCCUAAGUUGCUCGUGAAACCAAUGAAUUACUUCGUUCAAUCCAUGUUGAACCCUCAGACGGUUUUGAUGUUGGUUCAAUUCUCUCUGUAGCAAGGAGGUUAGUUUUUUCUUAUCUCUUUGUUUUUUUUUUGUUGAAUGCAAUCAAUGAUGGCCUGAUUUUGUGAUCCAUGAGUUUUUGCAUCGACCAGGCAGCUAUCAAGUGAUUAUGAAGCUACUCGAAUUGAAGCAUUGAAUUGGAUAUCAACACUUUUAAACAAGCAUCGUACUGAGGUCCUGUGCUUCCUGAAUGACAUAUUUGACACGUUGCUAAAAGCACUAUCUGAUUCUUCUGAUGACGUGGUGCUCUUGGUUCUGGAGGUUCAUGCUGGUGUAGCAAAAGAUCCACAGCACUUUCGCCAGCUCAUUGUCUUUCUAGUACACAAUUUUCGAGCUGAUAAUUCUCUAUUGGAAAGGCGUGGUGCCCUUAUUGUCCGGAGAUUGUGUGUACUUUUGGAUGCCGAAAGAGUCUAUCGAGAGCUCUCAACUAUACUCGAGGGAGAAGAUAAUCUUGACUUUGCUUCAACUAUGGUUCAGGCAUUGAAUUUGAUUUUGCUUACAUCCCCGGAGUUAUCAAAACUUAGAGUUCUUUUAAAAGGCUCACUCGUUAAUCGCGAAGGGAAAGAUCUCUUGGUUGCCUUAUAUGCUUCAUGGUGCCAUUCACCAAUGGCAAUUAUAAGCCUCUGCUUAUUAGCUCAGGCUUACCAGCACGCGAGUGUGGUGAUUCAAUCAUUGGUAGAAGAAGACAUAAACGUGAAAUUUCUUGUACAGCUUGAUAAGUUGAUCCGUCUUCUCGAAACUCCAAUCUUCACUUCCCUUCGAUUGCAGCUUCUGGAACCAGGAAGAUACACAUGGUUGCUGAAAACACUUUAUGGUCUUCUUAUGUUACUUCCUCAGCAAAGUGCUGCGUUUAAGAUACUUCGGACAAGACUCAAAACUGUUCCAACGUACUCAUUCAGUGGCGGAGAGCAAAUAGGCAGAGCGUCUUCAGGAGUUCCUUUCUCUCAGUAUACGCAUCAUCACGAGGACGGUGAAACAGAAGACAAUAACAUCAACACUUCUCACCGAGGAAUCAAUUUUGCUGCACGGCUGCAACAGUUUGAGAAUGUACAGAAUCAGCAUCGUGCUCAGGCAAGGACUAAAGUGAAAUACUCAUAUAAUAGUUCCUCUUCUUCUACAUCAAAGGUACACACAACGUAA